Dichotomopilus funicola is the source of this 1665-nucleotide messenger RNA. RefSeq lists its product as uncharacterized. The coding region runs from base 1 to 1665 and encodes 554 amino acids. The record is from RefSeq and is a predicted model, not a curated record. Lineage: Eukaryota; Fungi; Ascomycota; Sordariomycetes; Sordariales; Chaetomiaceae. Gene Ontology annotation, cellular component: cytoplasm; eukaryotic translation initiation factor 3 complex. The transcript is spliced from 2 exons. Gene Ontology annotation, molecular function: translation initiation factor activity. Gene Ontology annotation, biological process: cytoplasmic translational initiation.
AUGGCGACGAUUGCGGGGCAGGGAAAUUCUGCCAGUCCAGGUGUUGAGCAGGUCAUCGCAACCGAGGGCAAGGCCACCAACAAACCUAAGCCGCCGGUCCGAUUGUCGCUCCCGCCGGGUCCUCGAAUUCCUUACGACUUCUACGACGCCUGGUCUCCUCCGGCAAUUCCCAAGUCGCCGAGCAACGAUUCUGGAAACGGCAACGGACGCUUUAACAAUCUCCGUGAUUCCCCGCCCCUCGUUCUCGAACGUAAGGAACGCGACAGAGGCAUCCCGUCGGGUUCCAGCUUGACUCCCUUCUCGAAAGCUAAACAGGAGAUUGACGUAGAGGAAGUUAUCCGAGAGGUAAUCGAUCGUCUCGAAGCCCUCGUCAAGAUGGCUUCCCCACAGCUCAUUUUCGUGGACGGCACGUUUGCCGACCUGGCACAGGAGAUGGCCGGCUACCUCCACGUUGAUGAGGAGGUUAAGAAACAUCUAUCCCAGGAGCAAAACGAAGAGGCUCUUCAACUCCUUGUCCAGGCGUCGCAGUCCCUCAAUGGGGUCCCGGAGAAGGAGUUCACGGGCGCCUACAACCUCCUCAUCCACCUGGUUCUUCAGUCAAACGAUCCCAAGAAGUAUCUACCUACCGUCUGUGUCAACCUUCAGAAGCCCAUCACAUCGUCGCCGACACAUGGUUUCACGCUCGCCGCCAACGCCUUGAGCACCAUAUUCAAUCUUCUUCCGCAAAACAACCCGCUCCGUUUCAACGUGUUACUCCAGAUCACUCGGUUCAUUCGGCAGCACGGCCAAUUCGAACUCCUCAAGCCGAGGCUACACAAUCUGGAGGGUUGGUUCAAGGUUUGGGAGACAAAUGAGGAUGACCAGCGGAGGCUCUAUGUUGAAGUUUCGGACGCGGCGGCUGACGCUGGCUAUGAGGAGGAGUCCUAUCACUACCUUAUCAAGGCCCUUGGCACCUUCGACCGUGACGAGCAAGAAGAGGUGACCUCUGAAGAGGCCCAAAAGCUCUCUCUUAAGGCUCUUCGCCUUGCUAUCUCUCACCCCACACGAUUCGACUUCCAGGACCUGCGGGUGCUGCCCAGCGUGCAGGCGCUCAGCGACUCGCACCCAGUAUACUCGCAGCUGCUCGACAUUUUUACGGAGCAGGACCUCGAGGACUACAACGAUUUUAAGGACGAACACCAGGGUUGGAUCGAGAAGGAGAACCUUGACAACGACAAGUUGCAACGCAAGAUGCGCUUACUUACCUUCGCCUCCCUGGCCGCUAGCACCCCCAACCGCGAGAUCCCGUACGCCAACAUUGUCAAGGCGCUUCAGGUUCCCCUGGAGGAGGUUGAGCUGUGGUCGAUCGACGUUGUGCGCGCCAAGCUGGUCGAGGGCCGCCUGUCACAGCAGCAAAAGGUUUUCCUGGUGCACCGCACUACCUACCGUGUUUUCGGCGAGAAGCAGUGGCGCGAGCUGGCCACCCGUGUCGGCCAGUACAAGUCGACCGUCGACCAGCUCCUCCAGGUCCUCCGCAAAGCCCAGUCCGACGUCGACAGCCAGCGCGAGCGCGAGCAGCUCGAGCUCGAGCGUAAGCUAGCCAACGCCAACAUCGGUGGCCACCAGGGAGGUGGCGGCGGCGACCGCCGCCAGCCGCGCAAGCCGCGCACCGAUGAGGACGAUUGA